UACCGGUUUCUCAAUUAAAGUUGAUAAAAGGAAUAAGAGCCUAGACUACAGAGAUAUGUUUCUCAGACUUAUAAAGGGAACCUUUUCCGUCAAACCCAGGAAACUUUUUGAAAACUCAGCAAGAAAUAUAAGAAUGGGAUCUUCCGUUAGCACAGCUUCAGAGCACCCCGUGGAUUCACAGAUGGAGGAAGUUACAAGUGAGAUUCUGAGGGCGGUGGCUAGGAUUGUCGAGGAGAACAAGCUCGUCUGCAACAAGUUCCCGAUACAAGAGAAGGUUGUGGAGUUUAAGCAUCCAAAGGACCUUGAAAAUAUUCUUCCAUUGAAUAUAGAGAGAGACGGUGUUGAAGAUAGUAAUCUAGACGAACUUUGCCAGAAGAUUGUGGAUUUGAGUGUGAAAACCUGUCAUCCAUAUUUCUUUAAUCAGCUGUACCAUGGGGUAGAUGAGUAUGGUCUAGCAGCAACAUGGCUUUCAGAGGCUCUGAAUACCAACAACCACACGUUCGAGGUGUCCCCCGCCUUCAUGGUCAUAGAACAGGCCUUGAUCAAGUACAUCACCAACCUCUUUGGGUGGGGGGACCAGGCCGAUGGUAUAUUUAGUCCUGGAGGAAGUAUAUCUAAUAUGUACGGGAUGGUUUUAGCUCGUCAGAACAAAUAUCCGGAUCUAAAAACCACCGGACUUUUCGGUCAAAAACCUUUAGUUGCCUUUACCUCUGAGGAAAGUCAUUACUCUAUAAAAAAGGGAGCAAGCUGGUUAGGAAUAGGGAUGGACAACGUUAUUAAAGUAGAAACAGAUCAAGGUGGGAAUAUGAAACCAGAAGCUCUGGAAGCCGCCAUCUUGAAAUCAAAAUCCGAGAACAAGGAACCGUUUUUUGUGAAUGCAACGUCUGGUUCUACCGUUACUGGAGCAUAUGAUGAUCUAGAAAAAAUACAGAAAGUGUGCACUAAACAUCCAGUUUGGUUGCACGUGGACGCCUGUUGGGGUGGAUCUGUCAUUUUCUCAAAGAAAAGACGACAUUUAAUGAAGGGAUCUGAGCUUGUGGACUCCAUAGCGUGGAAUCCACAUAAGAUGAUUGGUGCUCCACUUCAAACCUCUCCAUUCAUAACAAGGCACAAGGGUCUGCUGCACCAGGCAAACAGUGCCAAUGCUACUUAUCUGUUUCAGCAGGAUAAGUUCUACGACGUGAGCUAUGAUACAGGGGAUAAAUCAAUCCAAUGUGGGCGGAAGGUUGAUGGAUUCAAGUUUUGGUUUAUGCUCAAGGCACGUGGUGAGGAGUAUAUAGAGGAAAUGGUUGACAAUGCAUUCAAUAUGGCUGACUAUCUUCAGACACAAGUUCAAGCUAGAGAAAACUUUAGAUUAGUUCCAGCAUUCGAGAACAGGAAGUGUACAAAUGUAGGUUUCUGGUAUAUUCCGGAAAAACUACGGGGACAGGAUGAGACUGCAGAGUGGUGGGAGGAGGUUGGUAAAGUUGCUCCAAAAAUCAAAGAAAAGAUGAUUACCGAUGGAACAAUGAUGAUUGGGUAUCAGCCCCUACCCUUCAAGAACUAUAAGAAUUUCUUCCGUAUGGUAAUCCAUGCUGUCCCACGACCAAACACGGAGCAUAUGGAUUAUGUUCUGGAUCAAAUUGAAGAUAUUGGGAAUACAUUGUAAAACUA
Molecule: messenger RNA, 1653 nt
Organism: Eurytemora carolleeae
Lineage: Eukaryota; Metazoa; Arthropoda; Copepoda; Calanoida; Temoridae
Product: cysteine sulfinic acid decarboxylase
Exons: 23
Coding region: 56-1648 (530 amino acids)
Biological process (GO): carboxylic acid metabolic process
Cellular component (GO): cytoplasm
Molecular function (GO): pyridoxal phosphate binding; carboxy-lyase activity
Source: RefSeq, a predicted model, not a curated record